AUGAACGAAUCACCAGAAGCAAGAAAGAAACCAACUCUAGAAAGUAAGGAGGGAAAGCGCCACAAGCGAAAAGCAAAGGAUGAAUCGAAACACAGUGAGUCUGGAUUCUCGCUUACAUGCUGCCGCAAGAAGCAACAAAUGAAGAGAGUGGAUGCGAGAAAAGGCAGAGGGAAGGGCAAGGAAAAGAAGCAUAAGAAAUCGCGAUCUCGAAAAUCGAAAUCAAAGUCGAAGAAAAAAAGAAGACGAAGUAAGAAGAGCAGAAAAAGCAGAAAGAGGCGUAGUAAAAAAAGAAGUAGGAAAUCUAGAAAAGCGAAGAGCAGAACGAGCACGAGCGCCAGGAAGGCUAGAAUGAUCAGAGACAACCGAGAACAUCUGAUAAAGUCUCAGAGUUUGACGACUCCGACAAAGAGCGGCGAAAGCACUGAAGGAGCUGUUAAGGAUUCUCCUUUCGUAUCUUACGAUGCACCGAUCACUCCAUAUUCUCCAAUGAAAAAGGACAAAAAGACCAAGAUGAGCGAAGACGGUGCUAUUUUGAAGGCCGCACCACCGGUUUUAGAGAGCAACGUACAUUUUCAACCUCACCGGUCUUCAGAUGACAGAGCAUACCGAAAAAAAGACGAAGAGGCACCUUCAACAGCUAUAGAUAUAGAUAGUUCGAUAAGGAAGAGACGGACGAAGAAGCCUCGGAAGGCGCAGUACGGGGCAAGAGGUCCAGCAAAGAAAGGAGAGGAGCGUCGAAAAGAAGAAUACAAAUAUUUAGGGCCACCGGUACAGGAACCAGCUUCUGAGCCUGGUAUCCAACGUGCAUCCGAGUUGAUUCCUUUAGAAGAAGACAUCGAUCCUAACUAUCCAGCUCAACGCAUUGUAAUAAGCAAUUUUGUUCGAAACGGUUGUCACGUGAAACGUUGGCUCUAUGAGGACAGUUACCCAAUUGAUGGCCCAAGACCCUCAAUAUAUGAUUUGACGGGAUCAAGAUCACGCAAACAAUAUUCAACAUGCUGUUGUGGCCGAAGAUAUGUAUGCGAUGGAUGCUGUGGCAGAGAUCUAAUGGCAAAACAAAGAGCACUACUUAAAGACAGUGAAGAAAAUGAUCGUAUUCGUGGAGAGUUGCAACGACUUGAUGUGAUACUAAGGAAUCUCGAUGACUGA
Molecule: messenger RNA, 1149 nt
Organism: Necator americanus (New World hookworm)
Lineage: Eukaryota; Metazoa; Nematoda; Chromadorea; Rhabditida; Ancylostomatidae
Exons: 12
Coding region: 1-1149 (382 amino acids)
Source: RefSeq, a predicted model, not a curated record